This is a messenger RNA of Erinaceus europaeus (western European hedgehog), 1884 nucleotides long. Its product is annotated as C-type lectin domain family 4 member G-like. NCBI's taxonomy places the organism in Eukaryota, Metazoa, Chordata, Mammalia, Eulipotyphla, Erinaceidae. Gene Ontology annotation, biological process: biological process involved in interspecies interaction between organisms; immune response. The transcript has 6 exons. The record is from RefSeq and is a predicted model, not a curated record. The coding region runs from base 70 to 765 and encodes 231 amino acids. Gene Ontology annotation, cellular component: external side of plasma membrane. Gene Ontology annotation, molecular function: carbohydrate binding.
GCAGUGAGGGGAACCCCCCACCUCACUUAUAUCUGCCCUGAGCUCACAAGUGCUCCCCACACCCCCACCAUGGACGACGUCGUGUAUGGCAACAUGGGCAGAGGACUCUGGGAGGACCCCACAGUCUCCAGGCAGAAAUGCAGGAGUCCAGCCCCCGGUCCCUGUGCAGAAGGCACCUCAGGGCCCCGGCAAUGCUGGGGACGCAGAACCGUCCUGGUAGCCCUGGGUCUCUCGGCCACCGCAGUCCUGUGUGUCAUCAUUCUGAGCGUCCUGCUGGCGAGGGUCAGCCAGAGUCUGACCAGUACGAGGAAAGACCUCAAGGACUUCCGCGCUGAGCUGUCCCUGGCGACUGGGCUUCAGAACCGCUCCUGCCAGCUGUGUUCUACAUGGUGGCUGCCCGCCCAGGGCUCUUGCUACUUCUUCUCCCAGGCACAAGCCACGUGGGCUGAGGCCCAGCUUCUCUGCUUGGCAUCUGGCGCUCACCUGGUGGUUGUGGGGGACCCGGAAGAGCAGAAUUUUCUGGAGAGAAAUAAUGAGAACCGCACCUCCUGGCUGGGUCUCAGGGGAAUCCGGCAGUUGGGCAAGAUUCAGCGUUACCUGUGGGUAGAUGACUCCCAGCUAAUCUUCAGCUACUGGAACCAGGGGGAACCCAAUGAUGAAAAAGGAGUUGAAGAUUGUGUUUUGAUGCUAAGUACCAACCUGUGGAAUGACGCCCCUUGUGACAAGAGCUACAGCUGGAUCUGUGAGAAGAAGCCAAAAUGCUGACCCAGCUCCCUGCAGCUGGUGGCCUCUGGUCACUGCCUGCCAUCCCCUGCACCUACCCACCUCCAGGAAGAAGCCCCCACCCUGCCCCACUUGGGCUACCUAGCCCAGCCCUGCCUAGCACCUGAGCUCUGGACUUCUGCACCCCUCUUCAGAGACUUCCCUGACUUGCCCAUACUCACCUCAUAUCCCUGCUUGUGGGUCUGUGCACUGACACCAGUUUCCAAUCAUAUGUAUACAGUGGAUUUAUUUUAUUUUUAUUAAUGAUUUCACAACGAUGAACAAGACAGUGGUAUAGCAGGGGUACAAUUCUAUGUAAUUCCUACCACCAGGACUCCUUAUCCCAUCCUCUCCAUCGGAAGCUUCCCUAUUCUUUUUUUUUUUUUUUUAGAUUUUUAUUUAUUUAUUCCCUUUUGUUGCCCUUUUUGUUUUAUUAUUGUUGUUGUUAUUGCUGUCGCUGUUGUUGGAUAAGACAGAGAGAAAUGGAGAGAGGAGGGGAAGACAGAGAGGGGGAGGAGAGAAAGAGAGACACCUGCAGACCUGCUUUACGGAUUGUGAAGCAACCCCCCUGCAGGUGGGGAGACGGGGGCUCGAACCGGGGUCCUUACGCCAGUCCUUGAGCUUUGUGCCACGUGUGCUUAACCCGUUGUGCUACCGCCCGACUCCCCAGCUUCCCUAUUCUUUAUCCCUCUGGGAGUAUGGACCAAAGAUCUUUUUGGGGUGCAGAAGGUGGGAAGUCUGUCUUCUGUAAUGGUUUCUCGACUGGACAUGGACAUUGGCAGGUGGAUCCAUACCCUCAGCCUGUUUCUAUCUUUCCCUAGUGGGGCAGGGCUCUGGGGAGGUGAGGUUCCAGGACAUAUUGGUGAGGUUGUCUGCCCAGGGAAGUCAGGUUGGCGUCAUGGUAACAUCUGCAACUUGGUGACUACAGUGGACUAUUAUGUAGUUAUAAAAAGAUGAGACCUUUUCAUUUGUGACAGAACAGAAUGAGAGCAUGCAUAGGAAGGAAAAGGCUAUAUAUAUAUAUAUAUAUAUAUAUAUAUAUAUAUAUAUUUACCCAAACACUGCUUAGCUCUGGCUAAUGGUGGUUCAAGGGAUUGAACUUGAGACUUUGGAGCCUCAGGC